This is a messenger RNA of Sarcophilus harrisii (Tasmanian devil), 5082 nucleotides long. RefSeq names its product interactor of little elongation complex ELL subunit 2 (gene ICE2). The record is from RefSeq and is a predicted model, not a curated record. The coding region runs from base 973 to 3924 and encodes 983 amino acids. Gene Ontology annotation, biological process: positive regulation of transcription by RNA polymerase III; snRNA transcription by RNA polymerase III; snRNA transcription by RNA polymerase II. The transcript has 17 exons. Gene Ontology annotation, cellular component: transcription elongation factor complex. Lineage: Eukaryota; Metazoa; Chordata; Mammalia; Dasyuromorphia; Dasyuridae.
AAAGGGGAAACUCGGCGGGCGCCGCGGGGCGCCGUCUGAGGCGGGGCGGGCAGCGCGGGCGGAAGUCGCUCCGUCGUGGUGCUGCCGUGGCGUCGCCGCGGGGCUGGGAGCCCGAGGUAGGCGGGCGAGCCGCAGAGACGGAGAGGGGGACGCGGGAAGGAACGUGAGCCUCCCGGGCGCUGUAGGCUUCCCGCGGCCGGGCCCGGACCGCGGCCGUGCUCUUCCUGGGGCUUGUGUCCGGCCUCUCGCCCGCUCCCGCUGCGGCUCCGCUUCCAGCCUCUUCUCCCAAACCGUAGCCGGCGCCCCCUUCCUCAGCCCUGUUUUCUCUUAUCGCCUCCUUCCGUGUCCUCCCAGCUCCCCGCCCCCUUUUGUUAAGCACCUACUGUGUGCAGAGCGCUGAGCAGGCCACUGAAACGAUCGACCCUGCCUGCCCUUGCCUUCCGCGGGAGAGAAACCCUUGAACCUACUUAGCACCAGCCGAAUCCAAAAGCAUAGCGUUGGGGCUCAGCGAGGGAAGAGAAAAUGUAGUUCUCGUCCCGGACCCAAACCUCGGUAUCUCCAUUUAUAAAGCAGGGAUAAUAACGCCUAGGAAUGCGCGAAGCAAGCUAAAUAAAUGUCCCGUACAUCUCCUAUGUAAAGUAAGCCAAUUGGACCCAACCAUUUCCCUCCCCUUCCCCCCUCCCCCUUUUUUCCAGGUCACAAAUUGCGGUAGCAUCCCGUUUAGACGCCGAUCAUUGACAUUAAGAAAGAACAGAAAUAUUGUCCUAAAUGAUGAUAACCAUGAGAGAACUUCAUUUGUCUUUGAUGAUGCUUUGCAACAGAAUGAAAAACUCAACAUCAAAUUCACUUUAAAGAGUUGGGUGUUAUGAGGAUAGGAAGGAGAUAAACUUUCAGGUGGACAUUAGGGCAUCUAAACUCGAUUGAAUCUAGGGCAGCAGCAGUUUAUGUUUUAGUGGAACAAGACUAUGCAAGAUGUCUAUGGGCAAUCCAGUGCUCAAUUGGGAUGUUUCACCAAAAAAUGGUCUGGAUGUAUUUUUCUCACAAGAAAAAUAUGAAGAAUAUUCUUUGACUCCUACUUUAAAGGAACUACUUAUUUUGUCCAAAAGACCUAUAGGAGAAAAUUUGGAUGCAUCAGCAAACCCUGUGGAAAAUGAACCAGCAGUUAAUUCAGCAGCUCAAGCAAAUGGGGAUGUUAAAACCACAAUAGAAAUUGUUCCCUUCCCAGAACCAAGAAUUCCUUAUCCUUAUUUCUCUCGUUUCUCAGAAAGAGAACAGAAAUGUUAUGUGGAUUUACACAAUAAAUAUUCAAAAAAGCCUAUAAAUUUCAAGACUGUAGGGUUAAAUAAGAAGGAAUAUUUCCAGUACAUGGACAUGAAAAAAUGUGUAAAUGAUGAAGUUGCUGAAUUUCUAAAGUUUCUUCAGAAUGCUGCAAAAAGUUGCAGUCAAGAUUAUGAUAUACUCUCAGAUGAAGCACUUUUAUUCACAAAGCAAUUUUUAAGUGCUUCAAUUGAACAAGUAAAAAAGUAUCCUGAAAUUUACUCCCUCCAUGAAAUCACUAGCUUAAUGGGAUUCCUCCCAACUAGAACAGAGAUGGGAUUAAAAUUAGAGAAAACUGUCCUUGCAUUGGGUAAUGUAAAGUUUGCAAAAUUAUCAUUUCCUUUGAUGCCUGCUGAGUUGCCACUCUCCAUAGAUUAUAAAUCUACAUCAACUAUUGAUACACCAGAGCAGAAAGCUGCUGCAAUACAUUAUGAUAUUAGUACAGAUCCAAAUGCUGAAAAACUUGUGUUGAGAUAUCAUCCUCAGAUAGCUCUCACCAGUCGAUCCUUAUUUACCUUGUUGAAUAAUCAUGCACCUAAUUAUAAAGAACAAUGGGAAAUUCCAGUGUGUGUGAAGAUCAUUCCAAUUACAGGUUCCAAGUCAAUGAAAAUAAUUUAUAUUGACUCACCUCUUCCCAAGAAAGAAAUGACAGUAAGAGAAAGAAAUCAAAUAUUUCAUGAAGUACCAUUGGAUCUUUUGACAACCAAAACUUCGGCUAUUCCUGUCUCUGCUGUAUUUAUGGAUAAACCAGAGGAGAAUAUAUUUCAGUGGGAUGUGCCUUCUGAUAUUAAGCAGUGCCGAAGAAUUGAGACUUUUGAUGAUUUAGAUCUGAGUUUUGAUGAAGAUGUUACAGAAUUAGAAACUUUUGGAGUAACAGCUAACACACCAUUAAAAACUUCAAACACAUCAAGCCUUUCCACGUCAUCUACUGUAACCAACCUUACCACAACAUCAAGCACAGCAACUGUUCCCUCUAAUCCUAUAAGUUUAUCAAAGAUUCUGAUGGAACAAUUGAAAAAAGAGAAAGAAUUGGUGACCAGUGUAAACAGUGGGCCAGAAGAGCAAAAAAUUAAAGAUAAUCAGGAACUUUCAUUGUGUGACAAUGUUCUAGAUGCUAAAAAAGCACAGUUGUAUUUGUCUGGUAAUGAAUCAAAGCAAUCUGAAUGUGAUUCCUCCUCAUCCAAAGACUUUGAAAAAGAAAAAAGUGAAUUAAGUGAAGAAAAUGAUACAACUUCAGAUGAAGAAUGUGGUACUAAUAAACUAAAGGUCCUAGAGAAAACAAAUACUUUUAAAGAAAAAAUUGAUAUAUCAGAAGCAAGUAACGUUCAAAGUGCUUCUUGUAAUAGUGAUACAGAUGAAGAACGUUUAAUUAUUGACAUAGAAUGUAAAAAUCAUGAUAAUACCAAGCAAGAGAUUCCUGUCCUUAAUUCAAGUCCUGUGCUAGAUACUCUAAGAUCUCCUGGGCCUAUUCAAAUUUCUUCUGAAAACAUAACUGAUGCUCCUUGUAGUCACGAACAGAAAAAAUGUACUAUAAAAAAGUCUGGUAAAAGAUUAUAUAAGAAAUUCGAUCCAGUUGGACAAAUUUUAAAAAUGCAAAAUGAACUCUUAAAACCAACGUCAAAGAAAGUCCCUGAGCAGGCCUUUCUGAAUCUGGAAAAUUCUAAACCCCCACCAAUAGUCCUUGCUCCUGAACAACCAGGCACUUCUACUGAUACACUUAAGUCUAAAUGUUCUUUAUUUCAGAAACCAAAAGGACGAUUAUUACCACACAGCCUUCAGAUGUUUGUUGAAAACAAAUCAGAAUACUUAACACCUCAAGAAGGAAAUCUUGUUUAUAAGUUAUUCAACUUUCAAGAUCUCCUAUUACUUGUACGUUGUGGUAUCCAGAAAGUAGAGACAAGGCCACGUUCCAAAAAACGGAAAAAUGUUAGAAGGCAAUCUCCAGUUUACAUAUUGCCAAAAUUGGAGUAUCAAGCCUGCUAUGGUGUUGAAGCUCUUACUGAAAGUGAACUUUGUCGCUUAUGGACUGAAAGUUUGUUACAUUCUAACUGCUUGUUUUAUAUUGGACAUAUUGAUGCAUUUACAUCAAAACUUUUUAUGCUCGAAGAAAUUCCCAUGGAUGUACUCAAAGAGAAGUUUGCAACACUCAAUACUCCAAAUGCAUUUAAUGUUCUCCAGCAUAUUCUGAAGAAAAUAAGUAGUUUGCAGGAGGGCUCCUACUUGCUGAGUCAUGCAGCAGAAGAUUCUUCACUUUUGAUCUACAAAAACUCUGAUGAAAAAUUUUCCAGAACAGCCUAUAAUUUGCAUAAAGCUCAUUGCACUUUACCCACUAUACCAUCCAGUCUUUCUGUUCCUUGGGUCCCCUUAGAUCCCACAGUUCUGUUACCUUAUCAUAUUCAUCAUGGAAGAAUACCUUGUACUUUUCCACCUAAAUCUCAAGGCUCUACAAAGCUGCAAAAGGUUGGUGGAACACGAGUGCCUGUUCCUGGGCACAGGAAUCCAAUAACUGCAGAAACAAAGAAUAGUAGCCUGCCUGCUCAGCAAUCUGAAAACGAAGGUGUGGUUCCAAAGAAAAGGAAGCAAAAUAGCCAUAAAAAGUCAAUAUAGUAGAAAAUGGCAAUUUAGAAAGGACAGACAUAGCAAAAUAAAGCUAUUUCAGGGGGAAAGAUAUCGAAGAGAUAUUUAUUCUGGCAGUUGGAAAAACUUCCAGAAUUUUUCUGGAAAACAUAAUCUCUUCACAUUGUACCUCAGAUUCAGCAGGAAUUCAUGCCAAAAGGCAUCUGAUUUUUUUAAGUCACUAAAUUUAUUAAACCUAAGAGGACCUUUUCAUUCUAUAGAUAUUAUUCAAAGUGCUUUGACAAAAAUAAGCUUAAUUGUGUCAAUAAAUAAAUAAAAUAAGAUGGAAUUUUGUUUUCAUCACCUUUGCAGCUGGAAAUGUUUUUCGUCUUUACCAUCUUAAGAUAAUGAAGUAAAUCAGAGAAAGUAAUCAGGUUUUAGCAGGAGAUCUUGCUAAAGAAUUUGUAGUCCAAGGAAAACAUUGGCUUUCCUCAAUAUUUAACAUCACUUGCAAUAGUCACAUAAAGCAGAAGAUCACCUGGAUUUCCAGUCAAAUCUGAGUGUGAAUUCCAGCUGUCUUCCCUAUUACUUUUAUGACUGCUAGCAAAUCACUUUGCUGUUCUCUUUUAUAAAAUGGUGGAACUGUAUUUUUCUCUCAAGGUCCUUCAAAGUUCUAAAACCAAUAAAUUUAGGAUUUAGGAUUGUUAUAAAGUAUUUUGUUGUACAUCUCUAAAUUUUACCUACCCUUGGUAGGAUAAUCUUGCCUUUCUGAAAAAUGUCUUUUACUAUAACUUGUGUCAGACUGGUAUGUGGAACUUGAUGUACAAUUUUGUUAGAUCAUUUUUGUUGUUAUUGGGCAUUUUUUUUUUUUUUUGGCAGAGUAGUUAUUUCAAAUAAACCUUUUUUGCCCCCAUUUAUAUCAGUAUUUGAUCACCAGUAGUGUAAACACUUGGUAAAGUUUCAGUACUAAAGUCAGCAUAGUACACCCUUCUUCAAAAGUUACAUUUUCUGACAAUGUAACCUUAAGUUUGAAAAGGGAAUGAGACAUUUUGGGUUUGACAGGUUGGAUAGCUUUAAAAAUUCAGUCAUAUUUUGGUCUUAAUCCCCUCUGAGAAAUGAUAUAUGUUAGUGAUUUCAAAGAUAUGUUCUGUUCAUGUGUUACUUGUAAAGUUCAAAACUAUUGCAAAUGAUUGCAAUCAACAAAAAACC